Molecule: messenger RNA, 1126 nt
Organism: Sinocyclocheilus anshuiensis
Lineage: Eukaryota; Metazoa; Chordata; Actinopteri; Cypriniformes; Cyprinidae
Product: sodium/potassium-transporting ATPase subunit beta-1-interacting protein 1-like
Exons: 8
Coding region: 494-1117 (207 amino acids)
Biological process (GO): regulation of sodium ion transport
Source: RefSeq, a predicted model, not a curated record
GUCAUUUUUGCAGGUUGUAAAAAGAGUGUCCAUAGCCGCAUGAUUUUCUUUGUGCUCUGUAAAACGCCUCGUGUUGUGUCGAGCGGGCGGUGAGCGUCCACCCACAAACCCCGCUCCGCUCGCCCUCCCCGGUGCCGAUGUUGACAAAGAGCCGGAGUAGGAGGAUGGUUGCUCAAGCUACAGCGUCAGUCUGAGACCCCUGACGGCACAUCAGCUCGGAAAAACGAAUACCGGACCUCACUGUGUGGCAGAUUCGCUAGGAUUCGGAACCGCAACGGGGCUGCAGGACGCUUCGGUUAGGACAGUUCAGCGGAGGAGAUCCGGGAUGACCAGCAGCCAUCCCAAAGCAUCGACGCACCGAAGCAUGCACGCGGCCCGGUGGGCUUCUUGAUGUGUUGAACAGUAACCGUGAAGCAAAACGCUGGACCUCACCGGGGACGCCGCUUUCUCCCGACGCCUCGCGGGGCCCAAGCCGUGCCUCAAGCGCGAGAGCAUGGGUCGCUGCGACGGGAGGUGCACGCUGGUGGUCAUCUGCUGCCUGCAGCUGGUCGCUGCAUUACAGAGGCAGGUGUUUGACUUUUUGGGAUUUCAGUGGGCUCCCAUCCUUGCCAAUUUCCUCCAUAUCAUGGCCAUCAUUUUGGGAGUGUUUGGAACUGUGCAAAUCCGCUCCAGAUAUCUUAUACUGUAUGCUGUGUGGCUUGUGGUCUGGGUUGGCUGGAACUCUUUUAUCAUCUGCUUUUACCUGGAAGUUGGUCACCUGUCACAGGACAGGGAUUGCCUAAUGACAUUUAACACAUCACUUCAUCGUUCCUGGUGGAUGGAGAAUGGGCCUGGUUGCUUAGUUACUCCAGUGCCUGACUCACCAUUGGCUCCUCAGGAUCAUCAUGUGAUCACUGUCAGUGGCUGCCUACUGGACUACCAAUACAUAGAGGUGGUCAGCUCAGCCUUGCAAGUGUUUCUUGCACUCUUUGGAUUUGUUUAUGCCUGCUAUGUUAGUAAAGUCUUCCUGGAUGAUGAGGACAGCUUUGAUUUCAUUGGUGGAUUGGACUCGUAUAGUUACCAGCCUCCACAAAAGAGUUCUCACUUACAGCUGCAGCCUCUCUAUACGGCUGGAUAGAAACCAGAG